AUGAACAAUAGAUACCAGCAAAUUCCUUACAUUUCAACUAUUAUGUCACCACCACUCUCCCCAAGAAAAUUUAAAAAUGAAAUUCUUAGCAUUAAAGUGGAAAAUGCAGUAGGUGAUAGUGAAAAACAGGAGAUGAUAUCGACUUCGCCUCAGCCACCACAGCCCAAAGAACAGAAUGAUAGAAAAAUUACUAAACCAAAGAGUAGAUUUCGAAUGUUUGUAUCGGAUGCACCAUCAGCUCUUUUAGAUUUAAUCAAACGUUCAGAAAUUAAGAAACCCGCAAUUAAUACUACCAAUAACGAAUUUAAAAUUAAAAAAAAUAAGGCUAAUCAUCAUCAUAAUAAUCACGUGGAAAUGUAUAGUCACAAGACCAAAACCGGACCUUUACGUUCUCGGCAUCGUAAAAACCCAUGCCCAGUAAAAUCUCCUUCAAAAUCAUCUCCGGGAAUUACUCUUAAAUUAGAUGUUUUUACACCUUUUAAAGAGAACCCAAUGGCACUUUUACACAGUGAUGAUAAUCCUCAUCCAUCAUCUUUAUCUGAUUGUAAUAGUAAUAGCUCACCUCCUUCUCUAACCCCUUCAUCUUCAUCUGAUUUAUCACAACCUUCUAGUCCAAAUUCAGUAGUACAAUUUAGGCAAAAGAAACAACGUAAGAAGCACAACAUCAAUACAAAAAACUCUAAACUUCCAGCGGUAGAACGUAAAAGAAAAAGUAACAGCCUUUCAAGAGUAAUGGCUGAUCGUGGUCUUUUAGAAACAUCUUUUAAUAAUGUUACUUCUGGAGAAAUCAAAUCAAUUCGUCUUCCACCACCACCACCAAUGGAAUGGGAGCAAUUGAUUGAAAACAUUAAUAAUAUGAAUUUAGAUAUGGGAAUUUUAAAUCAUAUUGCACCUAAAAUUACCUGGAAAGGUCAACCACUUUCUAUCUCUCAUUUACCACACUUUAAUGCUUUACACCCUAAAGAAGUAAUAGUUGCAUCAACAUUACGUCUUACACCAGUACAAUAUUUAACCUCCAAAAAUACUUUGGUUUCAGCUGCUCAACGUUACGUUCAACGAUCACUUCCUUUUCGUAAAAGUGAUGCACAAAAAUUACUUAGAAUUGAUGUAAAUAAAGCAAGUAAAUUAUGGGAAUUCUUUCAACAAGUAAAAUGGAUUUAA
Molecule: messenger RNA, 1161 nt
Organism: Diversispora eburnea
Lineage: Eukaryota; Fungi; Glomeromycota; Glomeromycetes; Diversisporales; Diversisporaceae
Source: the annotation of a GenBank genome assembly